Messenger RNA from Annulohypoxylon truncatum, 3920 nucleotides. RefSeq names its product mono-functional DNA-alkylating methyl methanesulfonate N-term-domain-containing protein. The transcript has 3 exons. NCBI's taxonomy places the organism in Eukaryota, Fungi, Ascomycota, Sordariomycetes, Xylariales, Hypoxylaceae. Gene Ontology annotation, biological process: proteasome-mediated ubiquitin-dependent protein catabolic process; DNA repair. The coding region runs from base 241 to 3693 and encodes 1150 amino acids. Gene Ontology annotation, molecular function: nucleic acid binding; protein binding. The record is from RefSeq and is a predicted model, not a curated record. Gene Ontology annotation, cellular component: nucleus; site of double-strand break.
UUUCAAAGUUUGUAAUUCGGCAGAUGUUCCGGGCGGGAGCAGGGGGGUCUAAGCUUUAUCAGUUAUCGACCCGCCCUGUAAUCCCCGCGUUUUAGACUUAUCGCCGGGUCUUUGCAUCAUCUUCAAUUCCUCCCACCAACGAAAUUCCAUUUCAUUGAAGCUCCGUCGUUUCCAUGCGCUUGUCAGCUAUACCACGAACCGCCACAUCGUAGUGCGCUCAAAACAUGCGAAACUCACGAAAUGGCUUACGUAGCGCCUAUCCAUCGGCCUAAUAGCGUCCGACAUGCGCUGCGCGUCAACCUGUUCCCUGGAGAGGAUGAGUGCCUCAUUCUUGCCAAAACCAACCGGCUAGAAAUAUGGAAGCUCGAAGAAUCUGGCACACUGGUGCACACUGACACAAAGGCAGUUAACGGCUCCAUUUCUAUUCUACAGAAGCUCCGACCUCGAGAUGCCGAAACCGAGCUGGUCUUCGUGGGAACCGACAGGUUCCAUUACUUUACAUUCGGAUGGAAUGCCGCAGAUGGGAAACUAGAGACCAUUGACUCGUUUUUUGAUAUACACGAGAAGCAUUUGCGAGAUGCCCAAAGUCAAGACAUGUGUGCGGUCGACCCGACAGGGCGAUUCAUGGCCGUCCUUCUCUGGGAAGGAGUUAUCAAUGUCUUACGUAUGCAUACGGUCAAGAGCAAGAGGCAGAAUUUGCAUUGGAUGGAUCAGAUCCGAGUUUCCGAACUCUUCAUCAAAUGUGUAACUUUCCUACACGUCGAGACCGGCCAUCCGAAGAUCGCUUUCUUGUACCAAUCCCGAACCGAUAUACCAGAUUCUCAACUCGUCACCUAUCGCUUAACGUCAGAUGACAAGAACACGGAGGUUUCUCGAUUUGAAGUUCGCGAUCAGGUUGAUCGUAUGGAGACCCCGGACCCAGGCGCUUCCAUAUUGAUACCAGUUGGUAGGGGCGAGGGGGACCAGAAACGGUACAUCAUAAGAAACGCAUCGACCGCGCGAGCCCAACUUGGUGGCGUUAUUGUCGUCGGCGAGACUAGGUUACUCUACUACGACGAUGCUGCCAAGAAGAAGGUUGAAUCUGCGCUGCCAGAGUCUUCCAUCUUCGUCGCUUGGGCUGAAUAUGAUGUUUCGCAUUACUUCAUUGGGGAUGACUAUGGAGCCUUGUGGCUACUAGAAAUCCUCCUUGACGGAGCUGUGGUAACAGAUUUGCAGAUGACCAAGAUCGGAGUAACCCCGAGAGCCAGUAGCCUCGUCUACAUGGGAAACAACAUCUUGUUCGUGGGAUCUCACUAUGGCGACUCUCAAGUUUUCCGUGUUGAUCUCGGCGACUCGAAAUCCCUGCAACCGAUCCAGACCUUAAAUAGCAUUGCUCCGAUAUUGGAUCUCAAUAUUAUGGACAUGGGUAAUCGCGAGGGAGAAGGACAGACUACUAACGAAUACUCUUCCGGCCAAGCGAGAAUUGUCACUGGUAGCGGCGUCUAUAAAGACGGGAGUUUGCGGAGUGUGCGAAGUGGCGUUGGUUUAGACGACGUUGGAGUUCUUGCAGACAUGGAGAAUGUCCGAGCACUAUUCUCUCUUAAGUCAGACGGAACGUCAAAGACUGACAUAUUAGUGGUAUCAUUCCUCACAGAAACCCGAAUUUUUACAUUCAGUCCUAGUGGCGAAGUUGAAGAAGUCGAAGAGUUUAAAGGAAUGAUAUUUAACGAACAGACAUUAUUAGCUCAAAAUCUGCCAGACGGUCGAUUUCUUCAGAUUACAACAACGGAUGCUUAUAUCGUUGAUCCGAAGCGCGGUGUCGUUGUAUCGACAUGGGGACCACCACCUGGGCAUCAGAUCACCAACGCCUCGGCAAAUAAUGAAUGGGUCCUUCUCUCUGUCGACGGGAGAAACAUUAUGUCGUUACGGAUAUGGGAAGAUCUCGUAUGGUUGGGAAGCAAAAAUCUCGGGGAGGAAGAUCAGGUGGCCUGCAUUCAUUUGCCUCCGGAAUACCCUAGUAUCGGCGUAGUCGGUCUUUGGAAGUCAGGGUCAAUCUUCAUCAUUCUUGAUUUAGAAAACCUAGAUUCCAUUCAUGGAGAAAGCUUACGACGAAAGGAUAACAACGCUUCCAUACCCAGAGAUAUUGCGCUCGCACAAGUCCUUCCGCCACACCUAGCUGGACCAACAUUAUUUGUAGCCAUGGAAGAUGGUUAUGUCAUUACAUUUAAUGUUUCUAAGUCCGAUUUCUCUCUGUCUGGGCGAAAGAGUGUCGUCCUGGGGACACGACAAGCCAGAUUACAGCUGCUCCCACGGGAAACUGGUAUUUACAAUGUGUUCGCAACUAGUGAACAUCCUAGCUUAAUCUACGGAGCAGAAGGUAGAAUCGUCUACUCCGCAGUUACGGCUGAUGAUGCGACCUGCGUGUGUCUUUUUGAUUCGGAAGCCUUUCCAGACUCCAUUGUCGUUGCAACAGAGAAAGAAAUAAAAAUCGCGACAAUUGACACGGAGCGUCGAACACACGUACAAACGCUACCCAUGGGAGAAACUAUCCGUCGCAUAGCGUAUUCUCGUAAUGAACGGGCCUUUGGGUUAGGCUGUUUCCAUCGAGAAGUGAAGGACAACGAAGAGGUUCUCACUAAUUCCUUCAAACUGGUCGACGAAGUGGUUUUCAAGCAGCUCGGGAGCUUUGCUCUAGAGAGCUCACCUCGGGUAGAAAUGGUGGAGGCUGUGAUUCGAGCUGAGCUUCCAGAUUCAUAUGGAGAUGUGGUUGAGAGGUUCCUAGUUGGCACUUCGUACCUAACUUACGCAGACGGCUCCGCACCAGAUGAUGCUAUUCGGGGACGUAUAUUGGUUCUUGGAGUUAAUAACGACAGAACGCCAUAUCUCGUCACUAGCAGAAACUUAAAAGGCGCUUGUCGAUGCCUUGCAGUCUUAGACGACAAGAUCGUUGCGGCCUUGACCAAAACGGUGGUUAUGUACUCAUACAAUGAGACGUCAUCGACGACCGCGGAGAUGAAGAAGAUUGCAUCCUAUCGGCCGGCUACAUACCCCGUUGACCUAGCAGUCAAGAAUAACAUCAUCGCAGUCGCUGAUCUUAUGAAGUCCAUGACUCUGAUUGAGUAUGUCCCACCCGCGGAUGGUCAAGGUGCGAAGCUUGUCGAAGUAUCAAGACAUUACCAAUCCGUCUGGGCUACUGCCGUAUGUCACAUAGACCAGGACUCAUGGUUAGAAUCAGACACACAGGGCAACUUAUUAGUAUUGCGGAGGAAUUUGGAUGGUGUCACAUUAGAGGACAAGCGGCGCAUGGAAGUGACUAGCGAGAUCAACUUGGGAGAAAUGGUAAAUAAGAUACGAAAAGUCACCGUCGACGCAAGCGAGAAUGCUAUCAUUACUCCGCAUGCGUUUCUCGGCACGGUCGAAGGAGGCGUGUAUCUAUUCGGACUCAUUGCACCAAGCUACCAGGACCUCUUAAUCCGAUUCCAAACCAAACUCGCCGAGUUCGUGGAGACUACCGGUAACAUACUCUUCUCGAGGUACCGCUCUUUUAGGAAUGAGGAGCGCGAAUCGGAGGGACCGUUCCGCUUCAUCGAUGGGGAGUUACUUGAACGGUUUUUAGAUAUUGAUGAGAAGACACAAGAAGAGAUCUGCGCAGGGUUGGGCCCCGAUGUUGAAGCUCUAAGAAACUUGGUGGAGGAGUUAAAACGUAUGCACUAGAUUACAGGUUGGCGUAUCUGGGCUUAUUCAGGGGCAUGACAUGAGACUACGUUACUGGGAUAUUAGAUAUUACGAACCAGGCGUUAGGCUAGCAUCUAGGGCAUAAUCAAAGUGUUGAAACCGAAAAGGCAUUGGAAAUACUAGAACAUUCAACAUUGAAUGAAACCGAUCAAGGUCGUCCAAUUCAUAGCACAAAUUGUGCAUAUAGUUAUGUAAGCAUAUGCGAC